AUGGGCUUCUUCAACAAAGCAACUUACUUCAUUAAAGUCAGCAACAGAGUACCGGGCAAUGUGGAUGAGGAGGAUGUGUUCUUGGCAUUUGCCUGGAGUCCCUCUCCUCCCAGGGGUCCCCUGCAUCAGACCUUGGACAAGGCUUUCUUUACCUUGCUGGUCCUCAUCUUGACACCGAUGCUGGAAGCUGGAUGCAGGCUGCUGUGGCUGCUUCCAUGGGCAAAAUUUGGGGACUGGCUCUUAGGAACACCUCAGAAGGAGAAGGAGCUGGAAUUGUCACCACCUCUCCUAUAA
Molecule: messenger RNA, 294 nt
Organism: Talpa occidentalis (Iberian mole)
Lineage: Eukaryota; Metazoa; Chordata; Mammalia; Eulipotyphla; Talpidae
Gene: SMIM40
Product: small integral membrane protein 40
Source: RefSeq, a predicted model, not a curated record